CAGACGGGUGGAAAUGAGGAGGCGGAAUCAGUCAAUAGUCCUGAAGAAUAACAACAUGUCCAAGAAACAUGAGACGUCCCCCUGGCUUGUCCCUGGUAAUCCACAGCUAUUUGGAUUCUAUCAGUGGACAGAGGCACGUAGGCGGGGACAAAAAGAUGACCAGAGUAAACCGAGACGAUCUGUCAGAUGUCUCGUGGAGAAAGAGGAUUAUCAGGCACCUCUGGCCAUGACAGACAUCGAUCCCGGGUAUUUCACCGAUCUGACCGGACGGCCAAUUAGGGAAAAAUUCUCGGGAAGGCGAUAUGUCGAGCAGGCGAGACAGGUUCUCCGUGCUAGACUGCUCGCCGGAUUCGCUCGGGAUGAUUGUAUGAGGAUUGACCGACAGUUUGCAGAGGAACGACGGCGAUUUGCCAAUAUCGAGAGAAAAAAUCGUCGCUACGUAACAGCAUUCGAGGAUUACCUCUCUAAGGAUCACGAGUCGAGUAUGGAUAUCCUGACCGAAGCCGACAGAGAGGCGAAGAAGACGAAUGCCCUGGCCGGCACGCGCGAUCAAUUAUCCAAGGAUUUCGGGCAGAUUCGCUUGGAGGUCUAUCAGUUGGAGGAAAUGUGGAGAUUAGCGAAGGCUUGCCACGAUUUUGUCAGCAAAAUCUCGAAUAAAAAUCGGGGAUCAUUAAUAUCUGAGGAGAUUGCUCGGGAGAAUGAGAAGAUACCAGUGAAAACUGAGGAAACACGAGACGAAUUGAUGGGACUGAUAGAGGCAUUCGAGAGGGACAUUGGGCAGUUGGAAAGCCCAGAAAUUUCAUUAACUGACCCCAGAGAGUUGAGCAAAGAAUUUAAUUCGAUGGAACUUAGAAACUUGGACGCUAUGAUUCAUUUGGAGUCUCUUGCCGGACCGAUGCAGGAGAUGGCCUCGAACAUGGCGAGGGCUCAAGAAAGGGUUGAGAAGGAGAUUGGAUUGAUCGAGGAGAAUCUUCAGGACCUCAAGUCCCACAUUGAACUGAGCGAAGAGCGAGCCCGUAAACUCGAGAAAUACGCGGAUUAUCUUCUCCACCGAGUCUUCCGGGACCUGGUUUGCUCCGAAUCAGUUCUGCAGCUGCGCGUGUUCAUUGAGGACACUUACGAGAGCUGCAUCGGCCGGAAUGACGCAAGCCUUGAUAGCUAUACGAUGAUGAGGACCAUUGAGAAGACUUAUGAGUAUCUCAACAUGACUCUGGAUAAUCUUCCGCAUGACAUUGUCCGGCUGUGUGAAAAGGAAGGAUUUGCGCAGGAAAUGAGGGUCUUGAGGGAGGCGCAGGAGGCUGCCAAGAAGUUCGACUUGAUGCAUCGACUUCUCGACGCCCUCCGUCGAAUAAUGGAGCCGACAGUUCUCAAGCCUCGCCCGAAGUCCCUUCCCAAAUCAACAGUCACACGAAAACAGAAGAGAUCUUCCUCAAAAAAUCUCCCACGAAAGUCUCGUGCCCUCGCAUUCUUCACUAACAAAUGUGAAUCCGACAUUCACCUCCUCGAUGAUUUGAAUUUCGAGGAAAAAAGCCCCGAGAAUAGACCAGAAGGAGGUACCCAAGUAAUUGACGAAAAUUACAGUGACUGUCGGGAAGAAAUGUCGUGA
Messenger RNA from Diachasma alloeum, 1606 nucleotides. RefSeq lists its product as uncharacterized. The record is from RefSeq and is a predicted model, not a curated record. NCBI's taxonomy places the organism in Eukaryota, Metazoa, Arthropoda, Insecta, Hymenoptera, Braconidae. Bases 14 to 1606 code for a protein of 530 amino acids. The transcript has 6 exons.